AUGGACCCCUCGCAAAACGAGGGCGCGCCUGAUGGCCAACGCCCCAGCGAGGCCUCGGAUGCCACGUCGCCUACGGAUACCCGCUUCCCGAACCCGCAGUCUGAGCCCUCGGCUCGCCGCGAUCCCGAAGGCCUCUCCGAGAGCUACCAGUCCACCGACACGGUGCGACGGCGGCCCGAGGCUACCGGCUAUGGUGAGCACCCUUCUUGGGUCGCUGCCCUCUUCGCCACGCCCAGUCGCAUAACUGACUCCUUCAUUGCCUCUCCAGGAUCCAUACAGUCGUCGGCCACGGCCAGCGCAACGCGAAGUCCUGCCGACUCGUCACAGCAACGAACGUUUGCAUCACCGCAAGUCCGUCCCGGCGCGCCCUCGUCGGGCGAUCGCGUCAAAUCCUUGACGCGACUGCGAAAGCCGCAGCUGAAUCGACGCACCUCGUCCAACACGCCGCACCGCGGCGAAGUUUUCUCCGCCGACGACGAUACGCACGAAGUACAGGCCGAUGCCGCGGUAAAUCGUUCUAGGCGCCGGCCGCCGCCGCCUCCAAGCAGCUUGCCCCGCCUGCAGUCGUAUCGCGGCGAUAAUGAAGAGGACGAAGCCGAACCACGAGGCGUCCCGGCCGCGACUGCCGAAGAAGACGAGGAAGACGAGCCCCGAGACCACGAUGAAGAGCUCCCCCUAGAGGAGCACGUUGACUGCGACUCGGAUGGCGACAUUAGCGAGGCCGAGAGCUUCACGCUAAAAGACAGACAGCAGGCAAUUAACCAGACGCACCCUUUCGGUAUCCGAGUCUGGAAGCCCGCCCUGUACAAGAAGGAUCGAUCGAUUCAAAAAUUCGCGCAGGCAGAUAUCCACUCGACGCCUGGCGGCCACGUCAGCAGUUGGUUGCUUCUGUUCAACCUGCUUUGGACGUUAUGCUUUGGCUGGUGGAUGGCCUGUCUUGCGGCGUUUGGCGCCAUCUUCUGCCUUUUGUUUGCGGCCGCUCCGAGCGGCAGGGAGUAUGGCAGGGUUCUAUGGGGAUUGGCUGGCUACCUCUUCUAUCCCUUUGGCAAGUUUGUUCGGCUCGAGAAGGACGAAGCCUACAUCGACGAAGAUGGCGAUGAGGGUCGCAGCAUUUCCGAGUACGAGCAGUGGCAAAGCGGCGACCUCGAAGUCGGACGGCUCUUUUUUGGGCCCCCAGACCGCAACCGAUCAAUCGUUGGUCGCUCCAGACGCAGCAUCGAUUCAGACCCCAGCGAGACCGACAGCCUCUUGGGGCGCGGACGACGCGGCGAGUCUGGCGACGGCCAUCCCAGGAUGAAGCGAAGACUGUUCGGCCGUGGCGAGUGGAACAUCGGCCGAGUCAUCUUCUUCACCUUUUUCUACUGCCUCAUUUCGCCGUUGCUGAUCGCCAUCUCGGCCAUCUGCUGGUUCCUGGUAUUCACCAUUCCCAUGGGAAAGGUUACAAUUCUCUUGUUCGAUCACCUCCGGCGGCAUCCGCUGGCGCUAUCCUUCGAGUCUCACGUCAAAUACACGCGCGACAAUGACGCCCCGGACUCAUCGAUCUUGCUCUGCACUUAUCGUGCGGUGGGCUCCAAGUACUGGAAGUACACCAUCGACGGCACGAACAUCUUCCUCAUUAACCUCAUGGCCGUGGUCAUGUUCGUCAUCUUCGACUGGCUCGUGCUGGACCGGGUGCUUCACCUGGACAACCUGAUAACCUCUCCGGCGUUUCUCUUCACAGCCGGACUGCUGUCCAUCAUUCCCCUGGCAUACUUCAUUGGCCAGGCAGUGGCGUCCAUCUCGGCUCAGUCUUCUAUGGGUCUCGGCGCCGCCAUCAAUGCCUUCUUCGCCACCGUGGUCGAGGUCUUCCUCUACUGCGUCGCUCUCAGCCAAGGAAAGGGUCAGCUCGUCGAGGGCAGCAUUGUCGGCAGCAUCUUUGCCGGUAUCCUAUUCCUGCCCGGCAUCUCGAUGUGUUUCGGUGCCAUUAAGAGGAAGACGCAGCGCUUUAACGCUAGAUCGGCAGGUGUGACGUCCACGAUGCUCCUCUUUGCCACGGUUGGCGCAUUUGGCCCGACCUUGUUCUACCAAAUCUACGGCACCCACGAGCUCAACUGCCUCGACUGCGAAGACGGCCCCGGCGGAUCCAAUAGCCACGGAGACGCACGUGACUGCCGCCGCUGCUACUUUUCCCAGACGCCGGCUCUCGAUGACCGCUUCUACCUCGAAGCAGUCCGGCCCUAUUGCUACCUCGCCGCCUUCAUGCUGUUCUUCGCGUACCUCAUCGGUCUCUGGUUCACCCUCAGAACGCAUGCCGCCGUCAUCUGGAACGCUGAGAUUGAGGAGAAGAAGCACGAGGAGCAGCUACACGCGUCGCUGCUGAGAGCCUCGCAACCAUCGGCCGCAGAGACGACGGGCACGGAUAUCCGCGAUUCUCACCUAUACAAACGCAUCUUGGGCCAGUCCCUGAAGCAGGUUGGACUGCAGCCAAACAAUGACGACGCCUCACGGCAAGGGUCGAUUGCGAACCAGGACGCCGCCCCGAAUGGCAUGUCCUCGACUCCGCAUGUCGUCCCCCCCAAGUCAAGCGAAUCGGUGCGUCCGGGCAUCCAUGUGCCCGGCUUGAGCCAUGCCGACAACACUGUACUCGCACGAGAAGUGGCAGAAAUUGCCGCCGCUGCAGCCACCAUUGCCUCGCGAGACCGAUUGACGGCGGUGCGCAAGAUAUCGGCCGUUGCUGGCUCGGCUGGUGGCACUACCAGGCAGGCGCCUCGUGCGGCGGCGUUCCCGGAUGGAGGUGACCCGGCCGUCAUCGCCGCAGAGACGGCAACGGCUCACGCUGGCGGCCACGGCCAUGAUGCGCCAAAUUGGGGCCGAACCAAGAGCGCCGUCAUCCUCCUCGGGGCGACUAUUCUGUACGCUGUGAUUGCCGAAAUAUUGGUCGACACUGUCGACGUUGUUUUGGAGAGCUUUGCAAUUGACCAAAAGUUUCUCGGUAUUACGUUGUUUGCUCUGGUCCCCAACACGACCGAGUUCCUGAACGCCAUUUCGUUUGCCAUGAACGGCAACAUUGCCCUUUCCAUGGAAAUUGGUUCCGCCUACGCGCUGCAAGUGUGCCUGCUUCAGAUUCCCUGUCUGGUGCUCUUCUCGGCCAUCUACCCAAAUAUCCCCGAAGGCGGCGAGCCGGGCAUGUACACUUUCUCGCUGCUGUUUCCCCAGUGGGACAUGGUGACGGUGAUACUGUGCGUGUUCCUGCUCAGCUACGUGUACGGAGAAGGCAAGAGCAACUACUUCAAGGGCAGCAUCCUGAUGCUUACGUACCUGGUCGUGGUGAUUGGGUACUUUUUCAGCGGCUACACGUCUGACGUGAUGGGCCUGGAGAGGUUUGACGUGAUGGGCAAGGACGGCAACUACCAGACCUACAAGACGAUUGGACGAUCGACGCGCGGGCAGGCAUUCCAAGCCUGA
This is a messenger RNA of Purpureocillium lilacinum, 3444 nucleotides long. NCBI's taxonomy places the organism in Eukaryota, Fungi, Ascomycota, Sordariomycetes, Hypocreales, Ophiocordycipitaceae. The record is from RefSeq and is a predicted model, not a curated record.